This is a messenger RNA of Pogoniulus pusillus (Red-fronted tinkerbird), 1197 nucleotides long. RefSeq names its product cysteine-rich venom protein ophanin-like. The record is from RefSeq and is a predicted model, not a curated record. Bases 34 to 594 code for a protein of 186 amino acids. The transcript has 6 exons. Gene Ontology annotation, cellular component: extracellular region. Lineage: Eukaryota; Metazoa; Chordata; Aves; Piciformes; Lybiidae.
AUAAGGAGAUCUGUCACUCCCUCGGCCAGUAACAUGCUGAAGAUGGUGUGGAGUGAGAAAGCUGCCAAGAAUGCUCAGAAAUGGGCAAAGAAGUGUGAGAUGAGAAUCAGCCCAAAAGAGAUGAGGACCAUUAAUGGUGCCACAUGUGGUGAGAAUGUAUUGCUAUCAGCUAACCCAAAAACAUGGACUGAAGCAAUUCAAGUCUGGUACAGCCAGUCCUCCAACUUUAAGUAUGGCUAUGGAUCAACUGCCAAAAACAGCAACAUUGAGAACUACACUCAGCUCAUCUGGUACAACAGUUAUCAGAUAGGAUGUGCGGUUGCCUACUGCCCUACGAACCGCUUCAGCUACUUCUACGUUUGCCAAUACUGUCCCUCAGGAAAUAAUGCAAUGCAAAUAGCUACACCUUACAAAAGUGGACCAAAAUGUGGAGACUGUCCUGGUCACUGCGAGAGAGGGCUGUGCACCAACCCCUGCAAGUACCAAGACCAGUAUGCAAACUGCAAUAACAUGAAGGACUUGUUUGGCUGCAGCUACUCACUGGUGAAGGACAAGUGUCGUGCUACUUGUAAAUGCACUACUCAGAUCAUCUAAAGUCCUGUCCUAGUGGAUGCUAUCCUGCCUGCUGUGAGACUCACUUGCUAGGGAUGAGCAGGACUCCCUGUGAAGUGUACUGAAUCUCAGUGCAUGGGCUCAGGUUCACCUACGGGUAACAGUCGUUUCUGAAAUCUCACCAUCGCUUCAGUCCUAACCAAGGCUGGCAGCUCACAAAAACCUCUGAGGUUACUUUAGGCUCUGCAGAAAUCAUGCCUGAAUCUAUCAGCAUUACUUUGUGGCUUUCCUUGCAGUGGAUCUUCCACCGAUUCCUCUCUUCUUGAAUGGGGAACACAUUUUAAGCGCUUUGGCCUUUUUGCAGAACAGCUUCAAUGCCACUUAACUUUCUUCUGUUACUUUUUCUGUGCUCAUCAGCACACUGCAUUCCUGUUAAAUAAAUACAUGAGCUACCACUGGUUCACAAACAGACCUCUUCACUGAAGUUAUUGAGAAGCCUUUCUUUUUCAUUUGGAAGAUUCCUUAGGAAUGUUUCCAGGCUCUUUCAUGCUUUGUGUGAGUGGGGAUGAGCCAGGAAAAGAAAGACAAAGCAAAAAGUGAUGUUUUUUUCCCCUGGAUGGCCAAAAUAAAAAGCACACACUGAAU